Molecule: messenger RNA, 3622 nt
Organism: Ciona intestinalis (vase tunicate)
Lineage: Eukaryota; Metazoa; Chordata; Ascidiacea; Phlebobranchia; Cionidae
Source: RefSeq, a predicted model, not a curated record
ACAUCAACUACAGUUCCUAUUAGUUCAACCCAAACAACAACAACAACUGAUUCAAUAACAUCAACUACAAUUCACAUCAGUUCAACCCAAACAACAACUGAUUCAACAACAUCAACUACAAUUCCUAUCAGUUCAACCCAAACAACAACAACUGAUUCAACAACAUCAACUACAGUUCCUACCAGUUCAACCCAAACAACAACAACUGAUUCAACAACAUCAACUACAGUUCCUAUCAGUUCAACCCAAACAACAACAACAACUGAUUCAACAACAUCAACUACAAUUCCUACCAGUUCAACCCAAACAACAACGAUGAUUCAACAACAUCAACUACAAUUCCUAUCAGUUCAACCCAAACUACAACUGAUUCAACAACAUCUACUACAAUUCCUAUCAGUUCAACCCAAACAACAACAAUUGAUUCAACAACAUCAACUACAAAUCCUAUUGGUUCAACCCAAACAACUACAACUGAUUCAACAACAUCAACUACAAUUCCUAUCAGUUCAACCCAAACAACAACAACUGAUUCAACAACAUCAACUACAGUUCCUACCAGUUCAACCCAAACAACAACAACUGAUUCAACAACAUCAACUACAGUUCCUAUCAGUUCAACCCAAACAACAACAACAACUGAUUCAACAACAUCAACUACAAUUCCUACCAGUUCAACCCAAACAACAACGAAUUCAACAAUAUCAACUGCAAUUCCUAUUAGUUCAACCCAAACAACAACAACAACUGAUUCAACAACAUCAACUACAGUUCCUAUCAGUUCAACCCAAACAGCAACAACAGCUGAUUCAACAACAUCAACUACAAUUCCUAUUAGUUCAACCCAAACAACAACAACUGAUUCAACAACAUCAACUACAAUUCCUAUCAGUUCAACAAACAACAACAACUGCUGAUUCAACAACAUCAACUACAAUUCCUAUCAGUUCAACCCAAACAGCAACAACAGCUGAUUCAACAAUAUCAACUACAAUUCCUAUUAGUUCAACACAAACAACAACAACAACUGAUUCAACAACAUUAACUACAAUUCCUAUCAGUUCAACAACAACAACUGAUUCAACAACAUCAACUACAAUUCCUAUCAGUUCAACCCAAACAACAACAACAACUGAUUCAAUAACUUCAACUACAAUCCCUAUUAGUUCAACACAAACAACAACAACUGAUUCAACAACAUCAACUACAAUUCCUAUCAGUUCAACCCAAACAACAACAACAACUGAUUCAACAAUAUCAACUACAAUUCCUAUCAGUUUAACACAAACAACAACAACAACUGAUUCAACAACAAUAACUACAAUUCCCAUCAGUUCAACAACAACGAUUGAUUCAACAAUAUCAACUGCAAUUCCUAUCAGUUCAACACAAAUAACAACUACAACUGAUUCAACAACAAUUCCAAAUAGUUCAAUACAUACUACAGCUGAUGUAUUAACUACUACUACAACAGCACAAGUAACGAAUAAACCUCCGACAACAACCUGGCCGGCAACAACUUCUACAACACAAAAACCAACUGGGCCGAGUUACGUUGGAUUUGUAAUUGACGAUACUAGUUCGAUGGAAAACGAAAUCGUCGCUGUUAAAGAAUGGAUUUCAAAUUGUGUGACCACAAACUACGCUUCUUGUGGUAACCCUCCAACUGGAGGGUGGGUGCUGUCGACCUUUAAUGAUCCAACCAUCGGUAGAGUAGUAGGUCCGACAACAGAUAUCAAUCGAAUAAUUACAGCUCUGGACGCAUUGCAAGUACAUGGCGGUGGCGAUUGUCCCGAACUCAGUAUGACAGGAAUAAAGAAUGCGGCAAAGGUUAUACCUGAGCAGAACACAGGUUGCAAGAUCUUCUUUUUUACUGACGCAACGUCAAAGGACGGGUACACAUUCAAAAGCACAAUGAGCGUUUUUACAAAAAACAAUUGUGUGUUUAUACCUGUAUUAACGGGUUGUUGUCACGAAUGUGAGGAUCCGUGUGUUUCUCAAGACUCGGAAUACUGCACAAACUACGUCACAGACGACAGGGCAGAUUUAUUCUUGCGAAAGAAACAAGACUACGGUGUUGGAUCGACUCCCGCUGAGAGGAUGUACUAUGACCUUGCUAGUACCACAGGGGGGGCGAUUAGUUUAACUGACAAACCUACAAGUCCGGAACAUUUAUUGGAAUUCCUGGAACAGGAAGUUACUCUCGGUUACUGUCCAACCACGGAACUUGCAGGUCCACCACCUUUUGGGUAUACCAACAUACACGACUGCAACGUCACUAAUUCUUGUUGGGACCAUAGUGUGAGAAAAUGUUAUUGUCCAAGUACAUCUAAAUGUUCCAAAGACCCAAUCACAGCUUCAACGACAACAGUUGAAACACACGACCCUCAUUUAAGUGCAACUACCACUGCAAUACCGCCAGCCACACACAGUUCGUCCACAACGACAACUUCACGACUAUCAACAACCCCAAUUAUACCAACAACAACAACAAUAACCACUUCCACGACUUCGCAAAAACCGGCAGCUCCAACGUAUGUUGGUUUUGUAUUGGACGAUACUGUUUCGAUGAACAAUGAAAUAGAAGCAGUAAAGAAAUGGAUUACUGACUGCACGUACAACAACAUGUACACCACAUGCGGAAACGCACCGAGCGGUGGUUGGGUUCUAACGACGUUCAACGACCCAACCCUUGGCGCGACUACUGGACCCACAACAGAUGUCAAUCAUAUCAUUUCAGUCCUUGACAAAGUCCAAGUACAUGGCGGUGGGGAUUGUCCCGAAUUAAGCAUGUCUGGCAUUAAGAAUGCGCUGAAAGUUAUACCAAAGAACAACGGCGGAUGCAAAGUUUUCUUUUUCACCGACGCCACUGCAAAAGACGCAUACUUGUUUUCAAGUACACUAAAAAUAUUUGAGGAAAAUCUUUGCGUGUUCAUACCGAUAUUAACCGGUUGCUGUCACGAAUGCGAAGAUCCUUGUGUUUCACAAGACGCGGAAUAUUGCACAAACUUCGUCACUGACAACCGGGUACAGACACCAUCACAGCAUGCGUCACGUAGCUAUGGCAAGCCGGCAGAGAGAUUGUACUACGACAUGGCUAGUAGUACAGGUGGUGCAAUUUAUUUGACCGACAAGCCCAGUGACCCAGACGAGAUGCUGGAUUUUUUGGAAGAGGAACUAACUCUUGGUUUCUAUAAGAGCAGACAACUUGCCGGUCCAUUACCAUACGGUUAUACAAACGAACAUGAUUGUAAUACGACGGGUUCUUGGUGGGAUCGCAGUGUUGGAAAAUGUUACUGUUCAAGCGAGACCGGCCCUUGUCCGACAGCUCCAGUGUUUCCAGAUUGCGGUAAAGUUAGGGGCGAAAGCUUCGUGGCAGACGUGACCGACAACACUAAAUAUUUUGAAUGCAGUUUUGGCAGAACAUGGCUGCAUCAGUGUCCCCCCAGAACCUUGUUCGAUUCAAAUGUGCUGGGUGUAACAGGUGAUUCUACAUCUCCACCUUGCAGAAGAGCAGAUGUGGGCGGAAAGAAAGUAGAAAACUAACAUGUUUAGUUGUAGUGUGUAAAAAUGUUUCAAUUGUGGUGCUGCUGUAUUAACAAAAAUAAAACUGACAAAACAA